AUGUUGUCAGAUAACAUUAAACAAAAGAGCGAAAAGAAACUCAUUGCUGAUUUCGACGCUGUUUCAUUAUAUCCAUCCGCUAUAGCAAGACUUUAUACUUUAGAAGGUAUUCCAAAGGUUAUGAAGAAAGAAAUGUUAAGCACAGAGUAUCUCAUGAGACAUUUAUUUGAUGACGACCAAAAGGAACCCAUUGGUGAAAAGUUUAUGUCUGGCUUCUUUGUUCUCAUUAAGAUAACAGAGAUUGGAAUACAUAGACACUUUCCUUUAAUAGUUUGUGACCCUGAACUAAAUCCAGAACUUAACGUUCCCAGAAGUUCAAACACUUGCUGUUUAAUGUAUGUUGACCAUAUAACAUUACAAGACCUCAUAAAAUAUCAAGGUGUCAAAUGUGAAGUGUUGCAAGGAUACUAUUACGAUGGAAACAGAGAUAUUAGAAUAAGAGAUGAAGUAAAGAAGUUGUUUGAGUUAAGGUUAAAGUAUAAGAAAGAAGGAAAUCCUUUGCAAGAAAAUAUAAAGCUCAUUCUGAACAGUAUUUAUGGCAAAACUAUUCUAUCUCCGAUUGAGUCAAAAAUAACCAUAGUAGAUGACAAAGAUGCUAUAAGAUAUGCCAUCAGAAACUACAACCAUAUAGUGAAGUUCGAAGGUUUGGAUGGUUCAGAUAAAACUAUUUUCAAGCUAACGAAAAGUAUUUGCAGACACUUUAACUUCUGUCCACUUGGUGUUAACAUUCUGUCUAUGUCGAAGAGAAUAAUGUGUGAAGUAUUCUGUACUGCUGAGGACUUAGGAAUGGACAUCUUUUAUAGCGAUACCGACAGUAUGCAUCUCUACAAUGAAGAUAUCCCUCGUUUAGCUGAAGAGUUUGAGAAACGUUAUGGAAGAGUUCUCAUUGGUAAAAACCUUGGUCAGUUUCAUAGCGACUUCGCAGAAAUCACAAAAGAUAAACAAAGUUUAGCAUACAAGUCAAUAUUUUGUGGAAAGAAGACUUACAUAGACUUACUCACGAAUGAUUUAAAUGAAGUUGCAUUCCACUGCAGAAUGAAAGGC
Trichomonas vaginalis G3 is the source of this 1044-nucleotide messenger RNA. RefSeq names its product organellar and viral DNA polymerase type B. Gene Ontology annotation, biological process: DNA replication. The record is from RefSeq and is a predicted model, not a curated record. Lineage: Eukaryota; Parabasalia; Trichomonadida; Trichomonadidae. Gene Ontology annotation, molecular function: DNA binding; nucleotide binding; DNA-directed DNA polymerase activity. The annotation marks the transcript as partial. The transcript has a single exon.